Messenger RNA from Galleria mellonella (greater wax moth), 4759 nucleotides. RefSeq lists its product as uncharacterized. The coding region runs from base 95 to 2545 and encodes 816 amino acids. Lineage: Eukaryota; Metazoa; Arthropoda; Insecta; Lepidoptera; Pyralidae. The record is from RefSeq and is a predicted model, not a curated record. The transcript has 5 exons.
CGGCGACCCACAGAGCUAGCUGUAAGCGCGAGCCAUUCAGUCAGUCUGUGCAUGACUUCCGAAGUGGGCGGUUGGUCGCGCCGAGCGCGGCACCAUGUCGCGCCUCCUCGCGUUAAUCGUACUUGUCGCGGCGCACACAUUAACACGAGCAGAGUUCCAAGGCUUGUGUCAACGAGACUACUGCGAGUGCAACCCAGCAGUACACCAAGCAUGGAUAAACAUGACCUGCACCGUGCCCUCCAAUCAGGUGCUAUAUGUAAAAGAAGGUGAUAUUCCAAAGCAAACAUCGAACUUGGUGAUAUCCGGAGCCUAUAGUUUGACUUUCGAAGCGAACUCGCUGAGCGAACUGGAGGACAUACGGAAGAUUCAUCUUUUGGAAUGCUCGACGAUUAUCUUAAAAAAAUCGGCAGCCGUCAAGUUGGAGCUUGUGAAUGGACUGCUCGAAAUAGAAGACUGCGAUUCACUUAUCAUCGAGACCAAUACCUUUAUGCAUAUUGAAGGACCAUUGACGGUGAACAUCAGAAAUUGCUAUCGAGCAACUUUAGAAGGAACUGCUUUCUCAUGGUUACUGGAAAUAAACAUCAGCGACAUAGGAGAACUGACGCUUAGCGACCAAUCCUUCAUGCGCGACCUUAGUGUUCCAAACACUAAACACGGACCAGAUAUGAAGAUCGAGUUGAGGAACGUAACAAUACCCAAUAUCCCGGGGCAAGCAUUUGGACAUUCCGCUGCAAAAAUAACGAUGGAGUCGGUUGAUGUAGAAGUGGUCAGCUCUGCAGCUUUCUCUGGAAAUACAUAUAGCAACGUCACUGCUAUAAACUGCUCAUUUGCACGUAUUGAAGAAGAGUCCUUUAGCCCAAAGACACAGAUAGACUACCUAACUUUUAUAGGAUGUAAAGUGAAAGAAUUAACUUCAAAAGCUUUAUUGUCUGCUGUUUCUAAUCUUCGUAUAUCGCAAUGCAGGUUUGAUAAAGUCGAGACAAGUGCAAUUAGUGCGACUAUAGUAUCAGUUAUAAUGUUGAAUAACGAAUUUCAUAAAUUCAAAGAAAGAGGAUUGGAAUUUUUGUCAUUGAAUACACUCCAAAUGGAAGGAAAUACCUUUGAUGACCUACCCAGUAAUGCUAUUAUUGCCCCAGGCGCGUCCAUUCAUGAUUUAAUAUUUAGUAACAACGAAAUAGAAACUAUACAUCCAGACUGUCUUGGAUUUAUAGGACAAACAAUUCAGUCUAAUACAGUUGUGUAUAAGGGUAAUUAUUAUGGUAUACCCUGUUACUGUAAUAUUACACAAGUGUUAGAUGAUGCUCUUGGUGUUAGUGACUCGGAAGUAUAUGUUAGUGAAACUUACUGUACUGUUGAAGAAUUUACUGCAAGAUGUUUCAAUGUUCCCGACCAAAAUAUGUUACUUAAACAAUUUCUGACAGGUAUGUGUGAAGCUGAUCCUAUAAAAUGUCAACAAUACAAAAGUGAUACCGAAAUUAAAAAUCCAAGAUUUCCACAUAAAGGUACAGAGGAAGAAGGUUUAAGUGGUAGAAAUAAAAAAGUUAUAGGAAUUGUUAUUGUGACUAUUUUGGGGUGCAUACUUGUAGCUUUGUUAAUAAGUUUUAUAAAAUGGAUGAGACAUAAGGGAUAUUGUGUAAACGUAAAAAACUUUUUGAUCUCAUCAAAUUCAUCAUGUGGAACAUUUUGCGACAGACUGUGUGUAUGUGGUAGAACUAAUAGCCUUGACAAUGCCAGAUCUAUUUCACAAUUAUCUGUAAAUGAGUAUUCAGAGCGACAUCGUCUUAAUGAACCACGUAGACGAGAUAUGAUUCAAGAGACGGCACUCCCAGAAACAUACGUCGAAGAGCCAGUAUACAUGGAUGACAAAACCACUCAAACUAUACCUGAAGAACUAACAAAAGAACUGUUAGAAAAUUUAAAAUUAAAAUUAGAAGACCCAGAAAAUUACGUAGAGGCACGUGAAAUGAUCGAACAUUUAUAUGAACUUAUUAAAAUAGACGAAAGUUGCAAUACAAAUACUCGUAUACAAAAAAGAGAAGAAAAUAUUUACGACCUUCCGUUUCAAAAUACCACUCCUAGAAUAGGGAAGAAUAAGAAACAGAUGAUUAGUGUUGGAACUAGAACUCCAUCAUUGGACCAGCUAUUACCUUUGUCACCUUACAACAGGCAAACAGCAUUGGCCCAUGAAUAUUUUGAGCCAAAAGAUUUUGCUGUACAUUUAUAUGCUGAAAUUGCGAAUAAUGAUAGGGAGAAAAGGAACAUAUUAGGUGCCAUUCCAGACGUCGUUGCCGAACAAGUUAUUCCACGAGGUCCUUACCUUCGUGCAGUUCGUGAAAAAAUGAGUUCUGCUAGUCCUACAUCUCCGUACCAUGGCUCAUCAAAGACUACGGCUGGUGGCAGCUCAGCAAUGAACCCUAUGCACUUGUCCAUAAAAUCUAACAAAUCUAAUACAUCUAAUUCCUCGGGUAAAAUGUUAAACAGGCCAUUACCAGAAAAACCUGCUACAUUAGACCCAGGAGAAGGGCCGUCAAAUCAACACGGUUGAAGACGAUGCUAAUUCCAAAAUUCGAGUGUUUUAUUUUUUGUUUUUAUUAAAGAUCGCAUUUUUAUUAGCGUUACCGCCGCCAUGGCCAACGGCUUCAGUUCACGACGCCACACGCCACGCUGCGUCGGACCGCAAGAACGCUUAUUGAUCGAUCAACGUUUCUUUGCUGUGAUAUUAAUUUGGUUUACAAUAUUUACCUUACGUAUGUUGCAGGACAAUGAAGAGUGAAUGUGUCGCGCCAGACGCUUAUAGAUUUAUAUUUUGUAAAUAAUAUGUUUAAUGUUAUUAUAAAUUUAAUUUAAAUACCACACAUCGGCGUGAGGUGCCACAUUAUUUUCGAAUAUAGUCAAACGUCCAUUACAUAUAUGCUUCGCAAAUCAUUUAUUAUAUAAUGUAUCAAAAAUUAUCUAAUAAUAUUAAUUUAUUUUAGGAAAAGAACCUGAAUUAUUUAUAAAUUUAGAAGAGACUAUAAGACUCUUAACGUUUUGUAUUAUAAUAUAACCCUCUUAUUCAUAAAACGUCAAACCUCUUAUAAAACUGUUUUAACUAUAUGUAUUUUGUCCUUUUCUUUUGCACUAAAUUCUCAAUUUAAAAAAAUAGUGAUAAAACACUAAUAGUUAAAAUAGAUUUAUAGGACGUUUUAAUUUUUAUGAAUAAGGGGGUUAACUUUUUAAAACGCCAUAGAGAUAACCUUUUCAAUAUUAUGUGUGUAACAAUUAUAAUCGUGAAUAACAUUAAAUAUUAUUAACAGAUAAAUAUCAAGAAUUUCUAUUAUACUUUCCACAAUAAUGUAGUAAAAAACAGAUUAUUUUGUUGCUUAACGUAGAGCGCAUUUGAUUUUAUUCUUCUCAUAUCUAUCGAAAAUAUAUUAGGUGCCCUUAACGUGUGACAAAUGAAUCUAUUGGACUUGCUAGAGAUAACGAUGAAAUCCAUCGAUGGAUUCCAUCGUUCACCACUUUCUACGGGGCUAGUUAUAAUAUAUUUAAUUUUCUUUUGGAAAAUGAUAUUAAUUUCUAUCGUUCCAAAGGUUAGUGAGUCAACUAUGAAUUACCUACUGUUAAUAGAAAUAUAUUUCGGAUAAAUUUAUAUUCCUAAUAAAAAAAUAUACUUGAAAUGUGAUUAAUGUUUCAAAUAAUGUGUUCAAAGGAAUCGAUAUAUCAGUUGUUUAAGAAAAUGUGCUAGCGAAAAGCAUUAAAAUAUUAAUUUGAAUUAAACUUUACUCCGUUAUAUUAAAUAAUUACUACGCUUCGUAAUUAAAACAAUAUUGCGAGUAAUACCCUCUCGUACAUAUAAUGUAGGUAUAUAAGAGUUUAUUUUCUUUUAAUUUACGUUCCUUCGUUCGAAAUGUAAUUUAGCAUAGGAAAUGUAAGAUGAAAAAUUGGUAGCAAAGCUUUAAUUACCAUAAUAAAUGUUACAUUGACAUCGUUAUUGUCAAUCAUAAUUAUAAUCGUAUCGUAUAGUAUUUUUUGUGAACGUACUAUGUUUAAUAAUGUAUAGUAGCAUGUGACAAUGGUUUCCAUAAUAUUUUUUGUGUUAUAUAUGACAAACAAAACAUAAACCAUCAUCCCUCUUUCUGUUAAAAUGAUUAAUUGACAAUUUUGACAAAAUAACCUUUGCAGAAUAUGAAUGAUUCUUAUUAUAAUAUUUUCUUAAUUGUUCUUUUUGUCAGUAAAUAUAAUAUGAUGUCUUCUUUGUUGUUAAAAUAAAAUUAAAUAGUUAUAGUGUAUAUGUAAAAUAUAAUAAUUAUAUAGUAUCAUUUUAAGUUGCAUAAUAUGUAAAGAUAUAUUAUAUAACUUAAACGGACAUAUUUAUAUAAAUAAAAUUUAAAUGAUUGUCAAAUUGACGUAGUCAGUGUUCAAUGUAAGUGUAUUGUAGAAAACAUAAACUCUAAUAUACAUACAUAUGAGUACAGAGAUGUAUCUAUUUUUCAAACAAUUUAUAGACCUUAAAACAUUAACAUAUGAUGGCAUUUACUAGAUACAUAUUAAUUCAGUGUUCACGAUCUGCCCUCUUACUUAUAAAAAUGACGCUACUUGUUAAUUAGCGACAAAUUAUAUUUAUUUAUCAUUUAUAAGUAGGAGGGGAUAAUAAAUUAAUAUAUCGAUGUAUAUAGAAACGUACAAUUGACGAAAUGUCGAGUGUAACAGUUACUAGGUAUAAAGUGGGAUUAUAUAUUCAAUUCAUGUUAAAUAUAAAAUAAAUGUUGAAUGUGCA